AAAACAUUAGCGCUUGGCAAUCGGCUUUUGAAUUACUUUCGGUGAUGGCAAUACUGAGCAAUUGCGGUCUGCUUUAUUUACAGCCAAACGUGAAGGGCUUUUUCUCAAAACUAUUUCCCCAAAUGCCAGAUAUAACCUUUAUACUUUUUGAACACUUGCUUUUGGGCUUGAAAUUUGUUAUACACAAAGUGAUACACGAACGACCACGUUGGGUGCGUAUAGCUUUGCUAAAGGCAGACUACGAAUCGGACCAGGCUUACAAAAAACUGAAAAAAUUUAAGGCAUUUAAUAAAAUGGACUAGGUAAAAUGAACAGGAAAUGAAGGAAAUCCCUUAGCAAAACCAAAUUACUGUAAACGAUAGCUUUUUAGUUUAUGUUAAUUUGUUGCUAAUGUAGCUAUUGUUGCUGUUUCCAAAUUGCUGUGCUCUGGCAAAUUACGGCCUUGACUAUAGUUUUUCGGCACAAUAAUAGCAGCACAGCAAUAACAUGAAUGUUUAUUCUGGUGAUUUUUUAUUUAAAUAAUUUAGUUUACUCAUUUACUUUAUAUGUAUUUAU
This is a messenger RNA of Rhagoletis zephyria (snowberry fruit fly), 555 nucleotides long. RefSeq names its product anoctamin-8-like. The record is from RefSeq and is a predicted model, not a curated record. NCBI's taxonomy places the organism in Eukaryota, Metazoa, Arthropoda, Insecta, Diptera, Tephritidae.